Molecule: messenger RNA, 3640 nt
Organism: Hevea brasiliensis (rubber tree)
Lineage: Eukaryota; Viridiplantae; Streptophyta; Magnoliopsida; Malpighiales; Euphorbiaceae
Product: receptor-like protein EIX2
Exons: 6
Coding region: 1-3420 (1139 amino acids)
Molecular function (GO): protein binding
Source: RefSeq, a predicted model, not a curated record
AUGGAGAGGUGUUAUGACACUAUGGGUUGCAGUAGUACUAGGAUGGUAAUGUUGGCAGGAAAUCAGCUUAAGGGAGUUGCUCGUGAGUGGUAUAUCUCUAAGAAGAAUGGGCAACCUGAAAGUUUUAUCCUCUGGCCUGAAUUUCACUCUCUCUUCUUGGAGCGAUUUCUCCCUCCUAGUGUUCAAGAGGCUAAGGAGAAGAAGGCUCGCAGGUUUGAAAGGGGCUUACGAGAUAGGCUAAUUGAUCGAGUAGCUCCUUUACGACUACCUAAAUAUGAGGAGGUGGUUGAUCGGGCUAGACAGAUAGAGAUGUAUGAUGAUGAACGUUGGGCUCAUGAGCAGCGUAAACGGAUUAAGAAAGAUAGUCAAGGAAUCAAUUUAACAGAGGACAAAGUCAUCAGGGUUCUUAUCAGGAAAAUAAGCAGGGUUCUCAGUCUACAGUUGGCAAUAGGGCACAUCAAUCUGGAGUUGGUCAGGGACGUGAGCAGAGGACACAUGCAGGGAAUGCUCGGUAUAACCAGAUUAGCACUGAGCCUAUUACCACUCUUUGUCAGCAUUGUGGUUCAACCAGUUUCACAAUAUAGUGGUAGAAGUCAAGGUUUUGGUGGUCAUGGUCAGGGUGGUAGAGGUUCUGGUGGUAGAGGAUUUGCUCAAACUCAGGGACAGACAUCUGGUGGUAGAGGUCAAGCUAGAGUUUUUGCUUUGACUCAGCAGGAUGCUCAGGCAUCUAAUGCAGUAGUGACAGUGAUGGGAACAUCAGCCACCAGUGUUGUUGAAAUUCUUGCCAUUCUCAUUCUGCUUCAAAGCGUUUUCUUCUGCUGCAAUGGGGCUAAUUUCAAUGGAAGCUGUAUCAAGAUUGAAAGAGAAGCUCUCGUCAAGCUCAAUGCAAGCCUCGACAUCAACAAUUCAUACCCGUUGCUUUCAUGGGUUGGAGAUGACUGCUGCAGAUGGGAAGGAGUCACGUGCGAGAACAUAACCGGUCAUAUAGUUAAGCUCCGCCUUGUCCUGGCCUCAUUCCAGAGAAAGGUUUCCCUUCAUCUUGGAAACCUUUCAAACUUGCUGUAUCUUGAUCUCUAUGGUAAGGAUUAUCAAAUGGAAAUCGACAGCCUCCAUUUUGCAUCUUCUCUGAAAUACUUACACAUGGAGGGUGUGCUCCUGGGCAAGUGUGACAAUUGCUUGCAGUCAAUAAACAUGCUUCCUUCUCUACUAGAAUUACAUUUGUCUGAUUGUCCGCUUUCCAUCACUGGUCAUGUUUCGCAUGUCAAUCUUACAUCUCUUGAGGUUCUGUGCAUUGCGGGGAACACCAUCAAUUCCACAAUCCCCAGCUGGUUAUUUAAUAUUAGCAACCUUCAACAUCUCGAUCUGAGUUAUAGUGCUUUCCGAGGCUUUCUUUCAACUGAGAUCGGUAAUCUUAAUUCUCUUACUUUCCUUGAUCUGUCUCAUAAUUCUCUGGAAGGUAACGUACCCAAAACGUUGAACAAGCUUUGCAAUUUGAGUAGGCUACACUUGGAAUGGAACAAGUUCAGCGGGGAGAUUUCUGGACCUUUUGGCAACUCAUCCAGUUGCAUAAAGAAAAGUUUAGAGAAUAUAUAUCUUUUCAAUAACUUGUUUUCUGGUAGUCUUCCAAAUAACCUGGGACAAUUUAAAUGCCUAAAAUUUCUUCAACUUUCUCUCAACUCUUUCUGGGGUCCAAUUCCCGUAUCAAUUGGACAGCUGUACAACCUAGAAAUACUAGAUCUCAGUCAGAAUUCAUUGCACGGAAAAGUUUCUGAACUUCACUUGUCAAAACUCAAGCGCUUGAGUAAGUUGAUUAUGAGUGGGAAUUCUUUAGUUUUUGAUAUUGAUGUCAAAUGGGUACCUCUUUUCCAACUUACCUGGAUUGAGUUAUCAUCUUGCAAAUUAGGGCCUCGGUUUCCACAAUGGCUCAAAACGCAAAGGAGCAUUAGAUAUUUACUAAUGUCUAAUGCAAGCAUCUCAGAUAGCCUCCAUGGCUGGUUUGAAAACAUUUCUUCCAAUACCGUACAAUUGGAUCUAUCUUAUAAUCAGGUUUUCGGAACCUUGCCAAAUUUGAGAAAAUUCAACCAAUCUGCUGUUAUUGUUGAUUAUUAUAGGUACAUAUCAUUGAAAUCUAACAAGUUUGAGGGUUCUUUAGCUCAUUUUCAUUCUGAUGCAAGCAUAUUGGAUAUCUCCAACAACUUUCUCUACGGCCAAAUUCCCCAGAACAUCAGCGAAAUGAUGCCAAGAUUGCACCUUUUAUCCCUCUCCAACAACUAUUUGAAUGGUACCAUUCCAGCUUCUUUAUGCAGAAUUGAAUCUUUAGAUAUUCUUCAUCUUUCGAAAAAUCAUCUGUCAGGACGAAUACCUUCAUGUUUGAGAAAUUUGCAAAAUUUAAGGGUGAUUGAUCUGUCAAAUAAUAUGCUGAGUGGUCAUAUUCCCAUGUCCUUGGGCUCGCAACAAUCUCUUGUUUCCCUGCAUCUACAAAAAAAUAAUUUGCAAGGAAAGAUUCCAGAGUCAUUAAGGAAUCUAGAAACUUUGGAGACUCUUGAUCUUAGCAUGAAUGCUUUUCAUGGUUUUAUUCCUUCAUGGAUAGGUGAAAGCCGAUCUUCAUUGAAAAUACUCAGUGUUCACUCCAAUAAAUUUGAAGGAAUUUGGGACUAUAACGUUGGUUCUUAUGUGAUUGAAAAAAAGGGCUAUGGUGAGAAUGUUUUGCUUUAUGUCAAGGGAAUAGAGCUUGAAUACACUAGUACACUUCGAUUUGUCUAUUCAAUUGACCUUUCAGGAAACAACUUUAUUGGAGAAAUUCCAAAGGAGCUGAUGAAUCUUUUAGGCCUACAAAUCUUGAAUUUGUCUAGAAAAAAAUUAGAUGGGCAUAUCCCUUGGAACAUUAGCGAGUUAAAAUCACUAGAAUCACUUGACUUGUCUAGCAAUGAUCUUUCUGGCUUUAUUCCAUCCAGCAUUUCUGAUUUGAACUUUUUAAGUCACUUGAAUUUAUCAUUCAAUCACUUAUCUGGACGAAUUCAUUUGGGAAACCAACUUCAGACUUUGGAUGACAAAUCCAUCUACAUUGGCAACAAUGGACUUUGUGGAUUUCCAUUGAAUAAUUGUUCAGAGGAUGUGGAUGAAUGGCCUAAAGGCCAUGAAAAAGUUGAGAAUAUGAGGAAAGAUGACUCUAUGAUGCUUUGGUUCUAUAGUGGUUUGGCAAUGGGCUUUGUGGCUGGAUUUGUUGGAGUUUGUAGCAUUUUGUACUUCAAAGACUCAUGGAGGUAUGCUUGUUUUCAGUUAGUUGACAGAGUCUACGACAAGCUUUGGGUAACAGUAGCAAUUAAGGCAAAUCAACUGAAGGGAAAGCUUCACAGAAACAAAUAUGAAGGGAAUGCACGAGAAGGAUUCAAGGUUGCUAGAGACAGCAGCAGAUGUUGAGCAAAAUUUAAAUAAAGCACCACUCAAGGUUGGAUGAAUGAAAAGCUGAUGAUAUGAAUUUCUUGAUGAUUUUCUUUGAAGGUUAUAAUAUUUUAUUAUUUUAGUCUAAUUAUUUCCAGAAUUAGAUAGUCUCCUUCUACUCUAAGGCGUGAAAUGUUGUGGGUUGUGUAAUAAGGUUAUAUUUCGUAAGACAUAAUAAAAGAUGAUACUUAUUAUAUAA